UUUAUUUGUAGCGAGCCGGCAAAGAGAUCAAUCUAAUAACAAAGAAACAAAUAAAACUGAUUUAAAAUCGUUUAUAAAAUAUUUCAUGGAACUACAAAACUCGAAUGAUAAAUCAAAAACAAAAAAUGUCGAAGACCUUACUACUAAGAAUAUUGUAUUACAAGAUUACGAUAUACCGCAAAGUAGUAACAUAAAGUACAUAUUUAAUGAUUUAAUUGGAUACAAUUCGCCUCAACUGAAAAAUAGUAAGUCACAAACAACCACAGAAGGGAAGUUUCAACUAUUUUCUCAAAAUAUUAUAAAGCUUUGGAAUACCUAUAGUAAACAAGAUUAUACUUCGUCUCGACCAACAACAUUACCAACUACUAGUUCAAGUCCAAAUAAAAACAUGAAUGUUCCGGAAAUUGAUAUUAUGAAAAAGAUAUUAGCAGAUUAUAUUUCCAACAAGAAUAAAAUGAUUCAUACAACUGCACAGUCACCUCGAACAACAGAGCUAGACAUAGAUAGAAUAUCUGAUGAAAUUAGAAGAUUUUUAGCCAAUACACAGAAUACUAAUGAAACUAACGGGCGGAAUAUUGGUACAAAAGAAGAAGUUAAUAAAAACAAUCCACAAAUAAAUACUUAUACAAAUACAUCAAGAAAUGAUGUCUACGAUAAUAUCAUAAAAGAAACGAAUAACUUUUUCAGUCGAAGACCAACUAUGGAAGAUAACAAUUUUGGUACAGUUGCUUUAAAAAACAAGUCAACCCUACCCAUCGCCGAUGAAGUGAGGUUAGAUUACCACAAAGAUCUUGCAAAGCAUAAUAAUGCACAAACAAAAAAAGAAAUGCCAAAUAAUAGCGAGCAAGCUAUAUCAAAUAAUAGACUAGGAAACUAUAACUUGAUGAAGGAUGAUAGCAUUUUCAAUACAAUUAAUAACUUAUAUACAAAUAUGACAAAAGAUAAUAAUCAAAAGAUUAAACAGGAAAAACCUUUACCAAGCGAAAUCAUUAAAGAAAUUGCAGAAAGCGUUAAAGCAAUCGUACUUAAUGACUUAAGAAAGGAAAUAUCGAGUAUAACAACGAAUUCUACAACGACCAUAACAGAAACAUCAACCCUCACAACAAAAAAUGUCGAAGGAAAAGGUAUAGAAGUUACGUAUAUGAUGGAAAAAUUCAUGGAGCUAUUCCAACAAUUUAAAUCUAUCGAAGCAAAAACUAUAACAUCAGGAAAUUCGCAAAUAAAGGUGACCGAACAGAAAGACGUCAAACAUGAAUUCAAAGGACCCGUUAAAGUAGUGUACACAUCUAAUAAACCAGCAAUGAGUCCUUACGGUGUGAGAACUCCAAGUGAACAAUUCGCGCCAAUUUUCGUUGAACAAAACAAUAAUGUACCAAAUACGAUUGUUCGAAAAUUCAAUGUGCCACCUACUAUGAUGAACCCAGUAUAUCAAGUGCAUGAAACCAACAACUAUCAAGUCAAAACUGGACUAAGACUUGCACCUAUAACUAUACAAACGAAUUCUUUUGAAGUGCCUCCUUUGGGUAUACCGAUAGCUAAGCCGAUUUUGGUUCAUCAAAAUAUCAUUGUUACUACAAAGAGUCCCAAUUUAAGACCGAGGCUUGAUACUCAUCACACAAGCUACAUUCAUCAUAUUGAUCGUUACAACAUAGACGAUGAUUUUCGGAGUAGAGAUAAUUGGCAGAAGCCUUUGACAAAUCCGAAAAGAGAAUUCCGAUCACGAGCUAGAGAUGCGUAUACGCUUAACGAACGUGACAAUUAUAAAAUAAAGAAAAACGAUAGAUCUAAAUUCGAUAAUCAUAAUGACGACUUUGACCGUGAAUAUAAACCGCAUUUUACCAAAUCAGACUACGAUCGUAUGAAACUUAGAAAUCAAGAAAUAAAACGAUUCCACGAAAGACUGGAAAACAUUGACGAAUCAAAAAACAGCGAUGAAAAGGAAGAUUGUUGUAAAAUACGUGUGGCUUCACGGCAACAACUGCCAUUGGCCAAUGCGAAGAAACGAUCUCGGUACGAUGACGUGCAUUUCAGAAACUUUCUGAAGACCCAACAGAAAGUUAACGACAUGCUUGAGAAAAUACUAGCCGCGAAAACCAAAGCUGAUGGAACGCGCAGCGUUGAAACUACUUGAUUUGUGAACGUGUUUUAAUAAAAAUAAAAUUUUACUAUGUCGCAUA
Manduca sexta (tobacco hornworm) is the source of this 2177-nucleotide messenger RNA. RefSeq lists its product as uncharacterized. Lineage: Eukaryota; Metazoa; Arthropoda; Insecta; Lepidoptera; Sphingidae. The transcript is spliced from 2 exons. The coding region runs from base 86 to 2131 and encodes 681 amino acids. The record is from RefSeq and is a predicted model, not a curated record.